Homarus americanus (American lobster) is the source of this 582-nucleotide messenger RNA. RefSeq lists its product as uncharacterized. Gene Ontology annotation, molecular function: N-acetyltransferase activity. The record is from RefSeq and is a predicted model, not a curated record. Bases 109 to 567 code for a protein of 152 amino acids. The transcript has 4 exons. NCBI's taxonomy places the organism in Eukaryota, Metazoa, Arthropoda, Malacostraca, Decapoda, Nephropidae.
AAAACCCUCUCCACUGUGAACAUUGUACCCAAGUACUGCUUCAGUAGAACUGACGGCCAGACCACAACAACACUACUGCCGCAACACUCGAAUUAUUAACCGUUCAACAUGGCUGGGAACUUAACAGACAUCGAGUUCUUCAUAUUAACACCUGAUGAUUUUCAAGAAACCCUGAGAUUCUUCGAUGAACAGUUCCUUAAGAGGAACCCUCUCUGCAUAGCCUCCAAAGAGACGUGCAAGGAAGCAUUUGGUGAACACCUGAACGUAGCUCUCAAGGAGGCCUUAGAGUCAGGUUUCUCAAUGGGGGCGAGAGACAAGACGACCAAGGCUCUCGUUGGCAUCCGACUCACUAAAAUCACCAGUGUGGACAAUGUCUCGAAACAAACUGCAAGUGAUGAGGCGAAACUGACUGAAAAUAACUUGUACCGUGUACUGGCGAUGCUCUCUCCAGAUGAAGAUGUGUUUCGAGGCGUCUCCAGUUUCCUUUACAUGUUCGCGCUAGCUGUCCAUCGUGACUACUGUGGGCACGGUCUCGCAAGCAGGCUGGUGAAGGUAAUUAGUCUUUAGAAAUCAAGUUUAGAA